AUGGCCGAGCCCUACAACACGCCUGUACCGGGCUCAACACCCCGCUCGGGAUCGCCUGUCCCCCAUCCGCUUCGCCACCCGACGCUGCUCAGCACCGCUGCAACAUGCACACCCAAGCCGCGGGUCCUGCAUCUCGGCGACCCGAUUCGCUUCAAUCCAGAUACACACGACGUCUUGUCAUCGCAGUAUGAAGUCGUUCGGCCGUCGGCGGCAGAGCGCGAGCGAGCGCCCUUUAUCCAGAACCUGAGAGACGGGAAAUGGGGCAGCUUCCAGGCCAUUUUCCGGCCGUUUUGGCGGACAGGCGGCAUCGUCUACUGCAAUGGAGGAACGGCCUCGGCCGACGCAGUGGCCGACUUGGCCGUCGCCAUGAUCAUCUCCACGUUCCGCUAUAUACCCUGGUGCAUGGCGGCCGCGACGGCCGCUUCGCCGUCUGCGUUCGCAGACUGCCACCUCGACUCACCCGCCCAAUGCCAUAACCUGCGAGACCGCAUUCUUGGCGUCGUCGGCCUGGGAAAUAUCGGCCAGCGCGUAGCUACGAGGUGCCGCCUCGGAUUCGCCAUGGAGAUUCACUACUUUGACAUUGAGCGCAAGUCUGCCACGGUCGAGGGCGCCGUCUCCGCCAGGUUUCACGAGUCGUUGGAGUCGUUGCUCGAAACUGCUGACUGUGUCGUAUUGUGCACACCUGUUGGAUUCGGUGGCGAGACAAUGAUUAAUGCGUCCACGUUGAAGCAUUUCCGCCAAGGUGGGAGAUUUGUCAAUGUCUCAAGAGGCGCGUUGGUCAACGAAGAUGACUUGGUGGCCGCGCUGGAGUCGCAGCGGCUCAGCUCCGUAGCGUUGGACGUGCAUGCCAAUGAACCACAUGUUCACGAGGGACUGAAGAAGCUUGCCGCAGAGGGCAGAGCGAUGCUGACCUGCCACAAUGGCGGCGGAACGGUAGAGACGCAUGCGGCAUUCGAGGAGUUGAGUAUGCGCAACGUCUUGGCCGUCUUGGGUGGCGGUCCGGCCUUGUCUGCUGUUAAUUUGGGCCACUUGAAGAGAUGA
This is a messenger RNA of Metarhizium brunneum ARSEF 3297, 1041 nucleotides long. NCBI's taxonomy places the organism in Eukaryota, Fungi, Ascomycota, Sordariomycetes, Hypocreales, Clavicipitaceae. The record is from RefSeq and is a predicted model, not a curated record.